This is a messenger RNA of Phragmites australis (common reed), 1933 nucleotides long. RefSeq names its product pyruvate dehydrogenase E1 component subunit alpha-3, chloroplastic. The transcript is spliced from 3 exons. The record is from RefSeq and is a predicted model, not a curated record. Gene Ontology annotation, cellular component: intracellular membrane-bounded organelle. Bases 276 to 1547 code for a protein of 423 amino acids. Gene Ontology annotation, biological process: pyruvate decarboxylation to acetyl-CoA. NCBI's taxonomy places the organism in Eukaryota, Viridiplantae, Streptophyta, Magnoliopsida, Poales, Poaceae. Gene Ontology annotation, molecular function: pyruvate dehydrogenase (acetyl-transferring) activity.
ACGCAGCCGCCAAAUCCAGACAAGAGAGGAGGGGUAGCGUAGCUCAGUGUGGUGUGUGGGUUGGGCGGACCCUCCAAAGCCGAGCGUGAGCGCCACCGAGGCCUCCCCUCCUUGUUUCCCUAACGCCCUCCAUCCUCGUUCUCUCCGCCCGUCCGCCGCCCCCCUCACCUCUCUUUAUACGACUACGACUCCGCCUCCCCACUCCCUCCCUCUGUCCUCCUCUUUCUUCCACGCUGCAUUGCGCGUACCGCCGGGCCUAGAGGAGCAGCCAGGAGAUGGCCGCCGCCUCCUUCACCGCCGCCAAGUUCCUGGCGCCGGUGGCCGCGAGAUCCGGCGGCGACAGGGCGCCGCUCCCCGCCGCCGGAGUCGCCUCCGCCAGGCCGCGCCGCGGGGCACAGCAGACGCGCCUGCGCACCGCUGUCGCCGUCACCAACGACGUGCUCGCCGGGAACAAGGCUGCGCAGGCCCCCGCCGCGCAUCCGGCUGUGACACGGGAAGAGGUUCUGGAGCUGUAUGAGGACAUGAUUCUUGGCCGUGUUUUUGAGGACAUGUGCGCGCAAAUGUACUAUCGUGGCAAGAUGUUCGGUUUCGUCCACCUUUACAACGGGCAGGAGGCUGUCUCCACUGGCUUCAUCAAGCUUCUAAACCAAGCUGACUGUGUUGUUAGCACAUAUCGUGAUCACGUCCAUUCACUCUCCAAGGGUGUCCCAGCCCGUUCUGUCAUGGCUGAGCUCUUUGGCAAGGCCACCGGCUGCUGCCGUGGACAGGGUGGUUCCAUGCACAUGUUCUCUGCUCCCCACAAUGUCCUCGGAGGCUUUGCCUUCAUCGGAGAGGGCAUCCCUGUUGCCACUGGUGCAGCCUUUGCUGCUAAGUACCGCCAUGAGGUGCUCAAGCAGUCCGGCCCUGAUGGGCUUGAUGUCACAUUGGCGUUCUUUGGAGAUGGUACCUGUAACAAUGGCCAGUUCUUUGAGUGCCUGAACAUGGCACAGCUUUGGAAGCUUCCUAUUGUGUUUGUUGUGGAGAACAACCUGUGGGCAAUUGGGAUGUCACACCUUAGGGCUACUUCGGACCCAGAGAUUUGGAAGAAGGGACCAGCAUUUGGAAUGCCCGGGGUGCAUGUUGAUGGUAUGGAUGUCCUGAAAGUCAGGGAGGUUGCAAAGGAGGCAAUUGAGAGGGCAAGAAGAGGUGAAGGACCAACGCUAGUGGAGUGCGAAACCUACCGGUUCCGAGGUCACUCUCUUGCAGACCCAGAUGAGCUCAGGAAGCCUGAUGAGAAAUCCCACUAUGCUGGAAGGGAUCCCAUUACAGCCUUGAAGAAGUACAUCGUCGAACAGAACCUUGCAACCGAAUCUGAGCUGAAGAGCAUUGAGAAGAAGAUCGAUGACAUUGUCGAGGAGGCCGUUGAGUUUGCCGACGCAAGCCCGCACCCUCCACGGAGCCAGCUGUUGGAAAAUGUGUUUGCUGAUCCCAAGGGCUUUGGUAUCGGUCCUGACGGGAAGUACAGGUGCGAGGACCCCAAGUUCACGCAAGGCACUGCUCAAGUUUGAGGCUCCUCGAAAGAUGGAUCUGUUGUUUCAUCCUGCUCCCUGUGCCUCUCCGUUCUCCGGCUCUCUAGUCACCGCUUCCUAGUUUUGUUGAACCUGUGGUCAUGUUAAGCAUACUGUGCGCAUAAGGCGGUUUAUUUCUUUGAUUCUUAGGUGCUCGAUAUUACUGUGUAAUUUAUUCGAAAGCUCAACUGAUGCCCUAGCUUUAUGCAUGCAUUCUAGCUCAACUUCUUUACGAACAGCUCAAUUUCUGCAUAUAUGGAAGUAUGGAAUGGUUUGGAGAAAGUUGUAACUGUAGUUGCAAUAGUUAGCUGCCCUGUCUGGAAACCGAUAUUUGAAAUUUCUACUCUGGGGCAGUGGAAUAAUAUAUUUGUUGUCCUUAAGCCUCA